ACUGGGCGUGGUCUCCGUGAUGUCAGGAGGUGGGCGGGGAUUCCCGGCUUGGUGAUGGCGGCUCCCGCCGGGAGAAGGAGCUGACAAGAUUAAAGGGACUCGGUGGGACUUCUCGUAUUGAAGGAUCGUUCCCAUAAUUUGAUACUUGGGACAUCCUCUAAUAAACUGCCUUCUUAAGAAAACUCUUCAAGCAAAUGAAAGUAAAACUACAUUUUUACAUGGUUGUAUCUCAAAAAGUAACCAAUCAAGCGCCAAACUAUAAAUUGUAUAAAUGGCAAUUUAAUUCAUGAAUAUUUAAAUCUGAUGAAUAGAAUCUUGAUGUGGCAAGUGUAAAGAAAUCUAUGCAAUGAAUGACGCAUGUUACCUGCUUAAGGGAUCUCCAGAGAUGUGAACCAGCCCAUUUUCUGGAUUAUUUAUUUUUUAUUUUUAUAACCAGGUGUGAUUAAUGGUUACUCGCACAAGAUUCUGCAUCUUCUGAUUUUAGGCUGAUACCCACUAGUGGAAAGAGCACCAAAUCUUAUUGCUAUUUGAAGAAAAAACAACCCACCCCCUCCCCAGUUCUCAUAAUAAACUUUAUAAAUAAGUGUUCACCAUUUACCUACUCAAAAAAGAACUCAAUAAAAAAUCAUUUGAAAUUCUGAGCUUUUAAAGUGUCAUUAACAGAAGAAUCCAACUAUUGUAAUACAUCAUAUGUUUGUGAAAAAAAUUGAGCACAAAGCAACGUGGAAAUCUCCUUUUUGGAUAUAGAAUCUGCUGAUUUUCAACUAUAACUUCCAGACGGUUGUUCAAUUUCAUUUAACUUGUAUAUCUUGACACUGAGGCAGACAAAAAAGGAUUUGAAAAGAAGUUAAAUAUCACAACGGUUAAGGAGAGUUCAAUACUUUAAAUUUUCAUUUUGUUAUGAAAUUAAACCUUGUUGCAUUGCAAGCAUUUUUUUUUCUGGAGACAAAGAAGUUUUGCUGUUAUGUUAGUUUGAUUUUUUUUAUAUUUGCAGAGAAAUUACACCUUGGUGCAACAUACUCCCAAAGUAAAUACGUUUUUACUGCCUGGUGAUGCAGUAUGUUUACUUAUUUGCACCAAACUCCUGGCAAAAUUCUGCAGCUGGGGCAAAUCCUCUUAAAGGGUUAAAACAUCUUUGAAAUUUGAGAAGUCAUAAAAGCACUGCUUAUUAUAAUAUAAUUUCCUUUAUGAAGAGGAUGAAUUAAAUACAGGUUUUCAAUUCAGAUUCAUUCAUUAAAUAGUCUAAUUAUGCACACACAAAAAAUACAGAAAGCAGUAUUUUAUUACAAAGGGGACAUUUCUGGGAGCAAGUCCCCUUCAUUAGACUAAAAUAGAGUGCUGGAAAUUUCCACUAGUCGUGGUUUUCUGAUCCAUCUACAAGUGACAGUAAAUUGUUAUCAAGAUGGCGGGAGCCUCAGUAAAGGUGGCUGUCCGGGUCCGGCCAUUUAACACAAGAGAAAUCACACAUGAUGCCAAAUGUGUCAUCCAGAUGCAAGGAAACACAACCUGUAUUUCCAAUCCCAAGCAACAAAAAGAUUCAGCCAAGAAUUUUACCUUUGAUUAUUCUUACUGGUCACACACUACUGAAGAAGACCCAAACUUUGCUUCACAACAACAGGUGUACAAGGAUAUAGGGGAGGAAAUGCUGCUGCACGCUUUUGAGGGUUAUAACGUCUGUAUAUUUGCUUAUGGUCAGACUGGUGCUGGUAAAUCUUAUACCAUGAUGGGCAAACCAGAACCUGGGCAGCAUGGCAUCAUCCCACAGCUAUGUGAAGAUUUAUUUGCCAGAGUCGCUAGCAGCAAGAGCCCGGACCUCUCCUACUCCGUGGAGGUAAGCUACAUGGAGAUUUACUGUGAGCGGGUCCGUGAUCUUCUUAACCCUAAAAGUAAAGGAAACCUGCGUGUGAGGGAGCACCCAAUUAUGGGGCCAUAUGUGGAAGACCUGUCUAAAUUAGCUGUGACCUCUUACCCUGACAUUGCAGACCUCAUGGACUGUGGAAACAAGGCUAGGACUGUUGCUGCCACUAAUAUGAAUGAGACAAGCAGUCGAUCUCAUGCUGUCUUCACCAUUGUGUUCACGCAGAAGAGACAUGAUGAAAUGACUGAUCUGGAUACAGAAAAGGUCAGUAAAAUCAGCCUUGUGGAUCUGGCUGGCAGUGAAAGAGCAGAUUCCUCAGGUGCUAAAGGAAUGCGACUCAAGGAAGGAGCAAACAUCAAUAAGUCUCUAACCACUCUUGGGAAGGUCAUUUCUGCAUUGGCUGAAAUGCAAACAAAGAAGAAGAAAUCCGAUUUUAUCCCAUAUCGUGACUCAGCCCUCACCUGGCUCUUAAAGGAGAAUUUAGGCGGUAACUCCCGUACUGCAAUGAUCGCUGCUCUAAGCCCAGCUGAUAUAAAUUAUGAGGAGACUCUCAGCACCCUCAGGUAUGCAGACCGUGCAAAACAAAUUAAGUGUAAUGCAGUUAUUAAUGAGGAUCCGAAUGCAAGGCUAAUUCGGGAACUGAAGGAGGAAGUGGCCAGACUGAGACAGAUCCUAUUCAGCCAGGGUCUGGCAGACCUCACUUUAGACGAGAGUGUGAGUGCUCCCCACUCUGCACUCCCACCACCAACCAUAGCUGCACCCGCAGAAACGGCAUCCUCACCCUCCUUAUGUCCCCCAGUUAUGAAUGGCCAAUCGGAGUCUUUACCUGUAGAAGAGGCUGAGGGAGAGAUAUGUACUGAAGAAGCAAUUGAGAGGCUUCAGGAGACUGAAAAAAUGAUUGCAGAGCUGAAUGAGACCUGGGAAGAGAAACUGCGAAAAACAGAGACCAUCAGAAUGGAGAGAGAAUCCCUGUUAGCAGAGAUUGGUGUAGCUGUAAGAGAAGAUGGGGGCACAGUCGGGGUCUUUUCUCCUAAAAAUAUUCCUCACUUGGUGAACCUGAAUGAAGAUCCACUGAUGUCAGAAUGUUUGCUGUAUCAUAUUAAAGAGGGUGUCACAAGGGUUGGUCAGGUGGAUGUUGAUAUUAAGCUGAGUGGUCAGUUUAUCAAGGAGCAACAUUGCUUGUUUCAUUGCAACACCAAUGCUAAUGGAGAAGUAAUAGUCACCCUGGAGUCUUGUGAAGGAGCAGAGACAUAUGUCAAUGGCAAACAAGUCACGCAGACACUGGUGUUAAAAUCUGGUACUAGGAUCGUUAUGGGGAAGAAUCAUGUAUUCCGUUUUAAUCAUCCUGAGCAAGCACGUCUAGAGCGGGAAAGGAGCAGUGCUGCAGGGGAGAAUCAGGCAGAAACUGUUGACUGGAAUUUUGCACAGCGUGAACUUCUGGAAAAGCAGGGGAUUGAUAUCAAACUGGAGAUGGAAAAGAGGUUGCAGGAUCUGGAGCAUCAAUAUAAGAAAGAGAAGGAGGAAGCUGACCUCACGUUGGAACAGCAGAGACUUUAUGGUGACUCAGACAGUGGGGAUGACUCAGAUAAGCGUUCCUGUGAGGAGAGCUGGCGUCUCAUAUCCUCUUUGCGGGAGAAGGUCCCUGCAGGUCGGGUUCAAAGUAUUGUUCGCCGUUGCGGUCUCCCAAGCAGUGGCAAGCGGCGGGAGCCUAUACGCGUCUACCAGAUACCCCAGCGGAGACGACUUGCCAAAGAUCCACGUUGGGCUACACUUGCAGAUCUGAAGAUGCAGGCGGUGAAAGAAAUUUGCUAUGAGGUGGCUCUUAAUGACUUCAAACAUAGCAGACAGGAGAUUGAAGCUAUGGCUGUCAUCAAAAUGAAGGAGUUGUGCCGCAUUUACGGCAAACCUGAUGGUAAUGAGAAGGAGUGGUGGAAAGCAGUGGCCCGGGAUGUCUGGGACACAGUAGGUGUGGGAGAAGAUGAUGGAAGUGGAAAAGGAGGAGGUGGGGUGCAGGAUUUGAAGGCACAUAUUGACAAGCUGACCGACAUCCUCCAAGAAGUAAAAUUACAGAACAAUAUGAAGGAUGAGGAAAUUCGAGCGCUAAGGGAUAGGAUGAUGAAGAUGGAGCGUGUGAUGCCUGUGACACAGGAUGAUGGUGCUGAGGAUUAUCCAGAUGACCAGUCCUUUUCAUGGUACCCCAAAAAUGAGAUUGAUUCCCUGGAAACCAGUAGAAAUGGAGAUUCCCCAGAUCAGUCCUCCAAAGAGCCUUGUGUUUCCCAAAUAAUGGAGGAGGAUGCUGUAUUUCGUCGUGGUAGGAUGCGUUGGAUAAAGCAGGAGCAAACAAGAAUUCAGAACCUUCAACAACAACAAAUAACUCGUGGUUUCAGACGGCCACCAGGAUCUGGUAGAUUUAUCCCGCCAUUAGACUGCAAGCUUCGCUUUCCCUUUAAAAGCAACCCACAACAUCGCUUUUCAUGGGCACCUGGUACCACAUAUGUUGUAGAAGAUUUAGUAUCUGGUGGGAUAACAGGGAGAAAAUUUGAUGAAGAAGUUGAAAGACAGAAUGAUCGUAGAGAAAGACGCCACGAGGAGGGUGACCAUAGCAGACAGAGAAGGAACUCAUUAGAUGGAGGUUCAACCAGAGGAAAGAGGAUACAACACAGGCACAAUCGUCAGUAUGGAGAUGAUCGACAACAGCAAGUAAAGGGAAUGAAGGGCAGGGAAGGUUAUGUGGAAGGUCGACAGAUAAAUCACCCACAGUCUCCACAGGAGAGGCCGUAUAAAUACCAUCCAUAUACAGCACCCCCAAGGAUGCGUCGCCAGAACUCUGCCCCGGAUUUGAGGGAUAGUGAAACACCUGUGUGAAAAGUGGGAGGUGUUGGGAAAAGGAUGCAUUAUGGUUAAAGUUAGGUAAUGAAUGUAAGAAUAAAAGUAUGAGAAUGGUUAAAAAAUAAAACAAGGCACUGAGGUAAGGAAAAAAAUAAUGGAAGGGAGCAUAUGGCUCCUCUCUGCAAGAGUGGAGAUGAGAAUGAAAGCAGAAAGUUAAUAAAAUGAAGAAAGGAAAUGAACGUAGCAUUCAUAAUUUAAGAAGGUAUUACAAGAUUUUAAGACUGAGAUUGAAGUAAUUCUACAAUUUAACAUUUUUUUUUGCUAUUGAAUAUUUUCAAACUUGUUUUUUCGCUCACUGAGCUGAUAAUUCUCAGCAGUAUCUUCCUUACCGAGCUUGUUCUGUAUUAAAUAGCUGCUAUUGGAGGAUUUUAAAUCUUCAUACUCGGAAUAGGAAAAGUUGUCUUGAACACUAGAGGAAAACCACUGACACUUUAUUUAGCUUGGACUUAACAAAACAAUAAAGCAUAUUUACAAUCGCAGUUUCCCGGGAAGCUGAAUUCAUCAGUCUGGAAGAACUUUAAAGUAGUUGUGAAAACAUGGUGGUAGUUUGAAAUAUUGGGCUGGAAUGCAGUUAAUGCUCUGCUGAUCUGUUCAGUUAUUCUUAAUGAUUUCCCAGAGUAAUGUGUGGAUGUCUAUAUUUUGCAAUCACAAAAUAUAAUGGUGGAACUGCAGGGGUGCCCCACAGUGCCUUACAAUGGAACAAUUUAAAGAAAAUAUAAGUAUAUAUUUUGUUGUGUA
Messenger RNA from Bombina bombina (fire-bellied toad), 5485 nucleotides. It is a transcript of the gene KIF1C, whose product is annotated as kinesin family member 1C. Gene Ontology annotation, molecular function: microtubule binding; ATP binding; microtubule motor activity. NCBI's taxonomy places the organism in Eukaryota, Metazoa, Chordata, Amphibia, Anura, Bombinatoridae. Gene Ontology annotation, biological process: microtubule-based movement. The coding region runs from base 1403 to 4723 and encodes 1106 amino acids. The transcript has 23 exons. The record is from RefSeq and is a predicted model, not a curated record.